AUGGGGGACCGAUCUCAGGAUGCAGAGCCAGGUGUAGAGGUCCCGGCUUCGCCCUCAAAAAUCCGACGGACAAGAGCAGCCAACAUUGUCUCUCCGCCCGGAUCAAAGACGCCACCGAGCAUGCCCGCCAAGAAAACAAUCUAUUACCCGGAUAAUUCGAGGCAUCGCCCAGCCCAGGAAGGAUCAGAACCGGUAGAUGCCCACGCGCUCGCGAAAGCGCUGAACGACUAUGAGGAAUCCGGACGCCGGCGUGAGAGGACGCCUAUUACAAGCCCUGUCCGAAAGAGACCGCGGCUGUACGGCGAUCGCUUCAUUCCAAAUCGCGAGGGACAAGAUCUCCAAGCAACUUACAGUCUCCUCCAUGAAGAUGGCUGCCCCUCGACCCCUUCGAGAUCUAAGAGGCGGGCUCCUCACUCGGAGCUUCAUUUCCAGAAAACUGAGGAGGCCAAUCGGACCUUCUCUCGUGUUCUCCGCAGUGAACUAUUCGGAGACACUGUGCCCCAGGCAGAUCUAAACACUACCUCACCCGACCCAUUGCUUGGCUUUCCUCGUGGCAUUAACGAUAAGACCCGAUCUCACACCCCGCCCUCUAACAUCGUCAAUCUCCCUCCCGCCAGCAUCACUCCCUCAACCCCUCAUAAAAAUCUUUUCAACUAUGGACCUAGUCGAUCCGCCAAUCCAACGCCAAACAAGACGCCGCGGACACACGGCCCGAACUUAAACGUUCGUUCGGAAUUGUACAGUCUGUCUCCAAUUCGAUACGAUAGCCAGCGGAUCCUCGAAACCCCUCGCAAGCAACCCCGCUACGUUAAUAAAGUGCCUUACAAAGUUCUGGAUGCGCCAGACCUGCAGGACGAUUUCUAUCUCAACCUGGUCGACUGGGGCAGCAGCAAUGUCCUCGGAGUUGGUCUUGCGAACUCGGUCUACAUGUGGAACUCUCAAUCCGGCCAUGUUACUAAGCUAUGUGAUCUCAAGGAUGACACGGUUACCAGUGUCAGCUGGAUUCAACGAGGUACUCACCUUGCCAUUGGCACGGGCAAAGGCCUUGUACAGAUAUGGGAUGCUGAGCAUUGCCGAAGACUGCGAACUAUGAUUGGUCAUACCAACCGUGUCGGUGCAUUAGCAUGGAAUGACCACAUCUUGACAUCUGGAUCCCGUGAUCGCCUCAUCUAUCACCGUGAUGUUCGCUCCCCUGACCAGUAUCUUCGUAAGCUUGCGGGUCACAAGCAGGAGGUUUGUGGCUUGAAGUGGAAUACAGAGGAUGGUCAGCUGGCUUCCGGUGGUAACGACAACAAGUUGAUGGUCUGGGACAAACUCAAUGAGACUCCUCUUUACCGCUUCAGUGAUCACACCGCCGCCGUGAAGGCUAUUGCUUGGUCCCCUCAUCAACACCACCUGCUUGCUUCCGGAGGAGGUACAGCUGAUCGCACGAUCAAAUUCUGGAACACGUCGACUGGCUCGUUGAUCAAAGAGGUUGACACCGGCAGCCAAGUCUGCAACCUCUCCUGGUCAAAGAACUCAGACGAGAUCAUUAGUACUCAUGGAUACAGCCAGAACCAAAUUGUUAUCUGGAAAUACCCUCGCAUGGAACAAGUUGUAUCCUUGACAGGUCAUACCUUCCGUGUUCUCUACUUGGCCAUGAGCCCCGAUGGUCAGACCGUUGUCACGGGGGCCGGCGAUGAGACACUUCGGUUCUGGAAAAUCUUCGAUAAACGAGGAGCCAGGGACUCUCGCCGCGAAAAUAGCAAGCUUGCCGAGUGGGGCACCAUUCGUUGA
Messenger RNA from Penicillium chermesinum, 1776 nucleotides. RefSeq names its product WD40 repeat domain-containing protein. The transcript is spliced from 4 exons. Gene Ontology annotation, molecular function: anaphase-promoting complex binding; protein binding; ubiquitin ligase activator activity. Gene Ontology annotation, biological process: positive regulation of anaphase-promoting complex-dependent catabolic process; anaphase-promoting complex-dependent catabolic process; positive regulation of ubiquitin protein ligase activity. The coding region runs from base 1 to 1776 and encodes 591 amino acids. Gene Ontology annotation, cellular component: anaphase-promoting complex. Lineage: Eukaryota; Fungi; Ascomycota; Eurotiomycetes; Eurotiales; Aspergillaceae. The record is from RefSeq and is a predicted model, not a curated record.